UCUUAUCCUCUGUGAUAAAACACAAAAUUAGGAGCUUCCGACGAUGGCUACUGCAACCGCCUUACUCUCCUCUUCAAAACCCAUCAUACCCGGACGCACCCUUUGCUCUUCUCUUUCCUCUCCUUGUGUCCGUACACAUUCCACUCUUCUCACCCAAUCCUCUAAGCCCCCCGUAAUUCAUGAUCCCAAACCUCUUCUGGCUCUGGUCGGCGCAGGGCUGGCCUUCGCCUUGACGGAGCCCGCUUCGGCUACCGUUCUACCAUUGUUGGGUUCGCUGCAACUCAGCGAACCAGCCAACGCCUUGUCUCUGCCCACCUGGGCCAUUCACGUAUCUAGCGUCGUUGAAUGGAUUACGGCUAUGGCAUUGGUUUGGCAAUAUGGUGAGAAAUCUGGGUUUGAAUCAUGGAAGGGUCUCUCCUGGGGAAUGGUACCUCUGCUUGGUGGAGCAUUUUGUGCAUGCACAUGGCACUUCUUUUAUAAUUCUGAAUCUCUUGAGGUAUUGGUUGCUCUGCAAGCAGCAUUAACAGUAAUUGGCAAUACCACAAUGUGUAUUGCUGCAUUCCGCAUAAACAAAUCCUCUGAGGAAAGCUCACGUUCACAGAAAUCCUAAAGUUUACUGAUAUCUUCAAUUUUCCAGCCAGCGUUCCUGCAUGAACUGAGUAUCCUUGUCUUAUUUCCAAUCGGACAGGUAAAUAGCAACUCUCUUUCGACUGGCAAGUUGCAGUGGAAACCCUGAGCAAAGAAUUACCAGUUGAGAACAUUUAAUACUGGUGUCAGUUUGCCUCUUGCAGGAAUUAGACGUGAUGAAAGGUUCUUAACUUGUGACAAAAUUGAAUAUCUCAUGAAGAAAACUAGCCAAUUAGUUAGGAUAUUAUGUACAAUAUGAAGAAUGAAUCUGUCUCCUGUAUCAUUACUUUUACAGUGUAUGAUAUGAAAGAUUCUCAUUGUCGGAUGCCACUGAUUCUUCCUUGGAUUCAAUGAGAAAAUGAGUUUCUCAGCA
Carica papaya (papaya) is the source of this 1000-nucleotide messenger RNA. Its product is annotated as YCF49-like protein. The record is from RefSeq and is a predicted model, not a curated record. NCBI's taxonomy places the organism in Eukaryota, Viridiplantae, Streptophyta, Magnoliopsida, Brassicales, Caricaceae.